Messenger RNA from Telopea speciosissima, 1291 nucleotides. RefSeq names its product probable protein phosphatase 2C 44. Gene Ontology annotation, biological process: protein dephosphorylation. The transcript has 5 exons. Gene Ontology annotation, cellular component: cytosol; nucleus. Gene Ontology annotation, molecular function: protein serine/threonine phosphatase activity. Lineage: Eukaryota; Viridiplantae; Streptophyta; Magnoliopsida; Proteales; Proteaceae. Bases 70 to 966 code for a protein of 298 amino acids. The record is from RefSeq and is a predicted model, not a curated record.
AUUAAAAUACAUUUAAUAAGAAGAAGAAGAAGAAGAAGAAGAAGUAGUACUGAGGCUUAUGUUUGGGAUAUGGAGAAACAGUUCGUUUCCUACGCUUCCACUAACACUAGAAGGACAAACGAGUUCCUUAAUAUGAUCAAGAAUGCUGCUUGUCUUAAUUCCUCAUCAUCAGACACCGGGAAAGGGCGGAGCAAGUCCUCGAGUCACAGAGUCUCACAUGGAUUCCACCUGGUGGAAGGGAAAUCAGGUCACGACAUGGAGGAUUACCAUGUUGCGGAGUACAGGAAUAUAAAGAAUCACGAGCUUGGAUUGUUCGCCAUCUUUGAUGGACACCUUGGAGACCGUGUGCCAAGUUAUCUGAAAGAUACCCUUUUCAAGAAUAUACUUGAGGAGCCAAAUUUUUGGAAAGACCCUGAGAAAGCAAUAAAGAAUGCUUACUGCUCAACUGAUAAAUUCAUUCUGGAAAACUCAACACGGUUGGGUCCUGGUGGCUCGACAGCAGUUACUGCAAUUGUUAUUGAUGGUAAAGAUUUUUGGGUGGCAAACAUUGGGGACUCCAGAUCUGUCUUGUGUGAAAGGGGCUCUGCAAAUCAGCUCACUGUGGAUCAUGAACCACACAGUGAACGAAGAAGGAUUGAGAAGCAGGGUGGUUUUGUGACUAUUCUUCCUGGAGAUGUGCCCAGGGUGAAUGGCCAACUUGCAGUUGCACGGGCAUUUGGGGAUCAAAGCCUUAAGGCCCAUUUGAGCUCAGAGCCUGACAUAAGACAUGUACCUAUUGUUUCAACUAUAGAGUUCGUUAUAUUGGCAAGUGAUGGCUUAUGGAAGGUCAUGAAGAACCAAGAGGCUGUUGAUUUGGUAAAAUCUGUGAGAGAUCCUCAAGCAGCAGCUAAGCGUUUGACCAUGGAGGCAUUGGCAAGGAAGAGUAAAGAUGAUAUAUCAUGCAUUGUGAUCCGUUUUGGGUCUUGAAAAGCAUGCCUGUUUUUUGGUGGUUGCUAAGGUAGUUGCUCUGCGUACUGACUAAUUCCAUGGGUUGCAGAUAUGGAGAUCAUCAUUUCUAGGUGCUCCAUCCGUGUCUUUCUUCUUUCUGGUCAAAUGUAGAAGCAAUUUCUUAUUUAUAUUAUUGCAGAUUCCCUUGCAUGUUGACCAUCAUAUUGUAGUUCAUUCUAGAGCAAGUUUCAGUAUUGUGGUUGCUGUGAAAUUGACCGUCUAUUAUAUAUGUCAUUAAAGGUAGAAAAGAGUCCCAAAUUAAUCCAUGAGCUAUAUCCAUGGUUUGGUUAGGUGGUGUGAUUAA